UUGCUAGUGUUUAAAACUUAUUUAUCAGCCGUAAUUUAACCGGUGUAUAUUUCUUCAACUGCAAAAGAUACCCUGUCACAAUGAAAACACUAGCAGUAUUCUGUGCAGUACUCGCAUUAGCAUCUGCUUACGACCAAUCGAACAUCGUAGGGGCCAGGAUAGAGACGUGUCGCGGAUGCUCGUUGAACAGACUUCCUCAAGUGAAGCAGUUCGUGAUGGAAGACGCGCCGCUGUAUGAGCAUGUAGAAGUGAAGUUCAUCACUGGCGCGGCGCCUGAGGUGGUGCUACUUGGUAAGAACGACCACGAGCUGGAGAGGCUGCCACUCUCCCACUUGGAUCGCAAUGAGUGCAACCAGCUACUUGAGGAAAGAGGGUUCGUAAAGAAUCAAAAGAAAUCCGAGUUCUAGUUU
Messenger RNA from Cydia amplana, 410 nucleotides. RefSeq names its product selenoprotein M-like. The coding region runs from base 81 to 407 and encodes 108 amino acids. Gene Ontology annotation, cellular component: endoplasmic reticulum lumen. NCBI's taxonomy places the organism in Eukaryota, Metazoa, Arthropoda, Insecta, Lepidoptera, Tortricidae. The transcript is spliced from 2 exons. Gene Ontology annotation, molecular function: oxidoreductase activity. The record is from RefSeq and is a predicted model, not a curated record.